AUGGCACUCAAAGAUCAUGGCCGUCAGUACGACAUUGUCAUCUUCGGAGCUACCGGUUAUACUGGAAAGCUCACAGCUGAGUACAUCGCGACACAUCUACCAACCGACCUCAAAUGGGCGGUGGCAGGUCGCAACGAGUCCAAGUUGGAUGCUCUUGUCGAAGACUGCAAGAAGCGCAACUCUGAUCGACUCCAGCCUGCCAUUGAGAUUGCCAACCUGAACGAUGCCGAUCUAAGCGCCCUCGCAAAGAAGACCUGUGUUCUACUUACUACCGUCGGACCAUACAGUCUUUAUGGUGAACAUGCUUACAAGGCUUGUGCUGAGGAGGGCACUCACUACGUGGAUGUUACCGGUGAAGCUGCCUGGGUUCAUAAGAUGAUAAAGAAGUAUGAAGCAACGGCCAAGAAGACGGGCGCCAUCCUCAUCCCACAAGCUGGAAUCGAGUCAGCUCCCGCCGACCUCAUUACAUGGGCGCUGGCCAAGACACUUCGUAUUGAGCUGGGCUCUCAGACAAAAGACGUGACAGUAUCCCUGCACGAUGUCAAGUCAGCACCUUCUGGUGGUACUCUUGCUACCGCUUUGAACAUUUGGGAUGUCUUCACGCUCAAGGAGAUGAAAGACGCCAGCAGCCCAUAUGCUCAGUCGCCUAUUCCGCAUAAAGAGCCCACCAGGCCCAAAAGCACCAUGCUCGAAAUGAUAUUGGGUGUCCGGAGCGUAUCGAACUUGGGGCUCUUAACCACAUCCAUAGCGGGCACGACCGAUGUCGCAGUUGUUGAGCGUACUUGGGGUCUGCUAUCUGAGACGCCAUCCCGAAAAGAAGAGUUCUAUGGCCCCAAUUUCGUCUGGCAAGAGCGUAUGAAAGCUCGCAACUGGCUCCAUGGAAUCUUUAUUCACUGGCUCCUGAUUAUUGGUGGCGUUUUGCUCGUAUCAGUUGCUCCGUUGAGAGAGUUUCUUAAGAAGCGUGUUGUUCAGCCUGGUCAGGGCGCCAGCAGCGAGGAUACUGCCAAAGACUAUGUCGAGUACCGUGGCAUCGCGUAUCCUGACUCUGAGAAACAGGCCACCAAAGCAGCUUUUGGUCGCAUGUGGCAUCAUGGCGGCAUGUACUUGUUAACUGCUGUCCUCCUGAGUGAGAUUGCUGCGACAAUCCUCGAAGACAAUGUUGAACUUGAUGGAGGAUCUUAUACGCCUGCUUGCUUGGGCCAAGGUCUAAUUGACCGGCUUGAUAAGUCGGGUCUCAAGUUAGAUGUCAAGACCAUUGACGUUUAA
Molecule: messenger RNA, 1266 nt
Organism: Fusarium graminearum PH-1
Lineage: Eukaryota; Fungi; Ascomycota; Sordariomycetes; Hypocreales; Nectriaceae
Exons: 5
Coding region: 1-1266 (421 amino acids)
Biological process (GO): glycolipid biosynthetic process
Cellular component (GO): mitochondrion; plasma membrane; lipid droplet
Source: RefSeq, a predicted model, not a curated record